AACGUUAUGAAGCAGUCUUGGACCAUAAAUAUAACACUUGAAUCCUAUGGAAAUAAACGAAGACGACUGGGAGCUCGUCAACGACGACGGUUUCAUCUACCGGCGUCUCAAGCGACCCCGCCCUGCUUCCACCUCUACCGCCACCAUCCCACCUCCGGAUAUUACAGCUGAAGCCAAAGCGCGCACAGAAAGAAAAAAGAAGGUGCUAUUAAACCUCAAAACUAAGUACCAACAAGAGAUCCACCAUUGGGAACUUUUGUCGAACACCUUACAGGCAUUACAAAAUCCUACACAAAAUCAACCACCACCUGUUCCAUUGCCGGUUUCAGAUCAAAGGGUCUCCGUUGUGCACGAGAAUUAUUCGGAUUCUACUUACCGGGAACUCACUGAUACCCUUCUCGCUCAGGUUGAAGCACAGGAAGCUAGUAUUAGUGAGAUUUCGAGAUUUUGUGAUGUUGCAGAAGCUCUAUGUGAUGCGGAAGAACGACGGUUGAAGCAACCGUUGAUUGAUUUGUCAAUUUGGGAACACUCACCAAGAAAGCUAAUUACAUCACUAUUACAAGAGUGAGGCUAGACUCUAGAGGGGUUUCAGAUUCUUUUUCUAUAGAAGAAGCCUUUAGAUAGAAAGUCUCUUGUGUCAAUAUUGGGUUAGAUUGUAAUUUGACAUUGUAAAAAUUGUUGAUUUAGAGGUUGUUUGUUGUUCAUGGGAUAACUUGUUUUUCAAUAACAAAAGAAUGUUGUUUUUCAAUAACAAAA
Molecule: messenger RNA, 756 nt
Organism: Helianthus annuus (common sunflower)
Lineage: Eukaryota; Viridiplantae; Streptophyta; Magnoliopsida; Asterales; Asteraceae
Exons: 2
Coding region: 47-568 (173 amino acids)
Source: RefSeq, a predicted model, not a curated record